Vigna umbellata (rice bean) is the source of this 573-nucleotide messenger RNA. NCBI's taxonomy places the organism in Eukaryota, Viridiplantae, Streptophyta, Magnoliopsida, Fabales, Fabaceae. The record is from RefSeq and is a predicted model, not a curated record.
UUAACAGAAAGUACAAAAUUUAUUCAACCACUUUCCCGCCAAAAAUUGGAGAAUCGCGAUUCUGGAACUUUCCGCGUCACUCCGUCGCCGACGAAAUCUGUCGCAAUGUCGAAGAAAAGGGGUCUCUCUUUGGAAGAGAAGCGGGAGAAGAUGCUUCAAAUCUUUUACGAGUCCCAAGACUUCUUCCUGCUGAAGGAGCUCGAGAAGAUGGGUCCCAGAAAGGGUGUCAUUUCUCAGUCUGUGAAAGAUGUUGUACAAAGUUUAGUGGAUGAUGACCUUGUUUCCAAAGACAAGAUAGGAACAUCUGUGUAUUUCUGGAGUCUACCUAGCUGUGCUGGUAAUCAGCUUAGAAAUGUGUACCGCAAACUUGAUUCUGAUCUUCAAAACAGUAAAAAUCGGCAUGCCCAACUUGUUGAGCAAUGUCAGGAGCUGAGGAAGGGGCGAGAGGAAUCUGAGGAAAGAGCGGAGGCCGUUGCAGAUCUGAAAGCCGUUGAGCAACAGCACAAUGAAUUGAAGGUUGAGUUGGAAAAGUAUAGAGAUAAUGAUCCGGCUGCCUUUGAAGCAAUGAGUUAA